UCAUGGCGGCAUUUGUGGCUUCAAUGCUGCCGCCACCGGCAGUGAUUGUUGGGCGGGGCCGAAUUGGGUCGGCUCUUGAAAAGCUGGGGCAUGGCAGGGACGUUGUCUUGCUGCGAGGCCAGCCGUUUCCAUCCAGUCUCUCUUCCGGCCCCAUCUUUGUUUGCACCCGGAACAACGAUCUGGACGCUGUCGUGGACGCUACCCCGGCACACCGUCGCGAAGACUUGGUGUUCUUCCAGAAUGGGAUGCUGGAGCCGUGGCUGGAGAAGCGUGGAUUGGCAGACGCUACGCAGGUCCUCGUCUACUUCGCGGUCGCCAAGCUCGGGGACGAGCCCGUUGAUGGCAAGACGGAUGCCAAUCCCGAGGGCCUCACUGCCGCGUGUGGGAAAUGGGCUGCCGCAGUUGCUGCAAGGCUACACGCUGGAGGGUUGUCAUGCAAGGUGUUGGACGCCCGCGAGUUUGCCAAGCCCAUGCUUGAGAAGCUGAUAUGGAUUUCAGCUUUCAUGCUUGUUGGUGCCCGUCACCCUGGCGCAACUGUGGGAGACGUUGAGAAGAGGUAUCGUGACGAGGUCUCCGAGCUUAUAACCGAGCUUGCUGCCGCAGCCUCUUCGGAAAAAUCCGCGGCUUUUGGUCCCGGGCUCGAGGAACGCCUGUGUUCGUAUGCCAGAUCGGUUGCUCACUUUCCCACCGCUGUGAAAGAGUUCGAAUGGAGGAACGGAUGGUUUUACGGGAUCUCGGAGCGAGCAAUCGCGUCUGGGACGACCGAUCCCUGCCCUUUGCACUCUCGGUGGCUUCAGGAAGUGGAAGCGGUCCCCAAAGUUCUUGCAAAGUGAUCACCCAAGAUUUACAUCGUCCCGAAUCGUAAAAACCUCUACUGUGUGAGCGUUAGCUUUGGACUUUUGAUGGACAGCAAAGGAAUCACAUUUCAGGAAUGCGAUCUGGAGUUUGUGGUGGAAGAAAGUAUUAUCAAACUGUGUGAUCUUCGCAACCAGGAGACCAGAGACCGAGGCAACAACGUGUGUGCCAACGAUUCCAGGAUCUGGAAGAUCAAAGUUGUGCCUUCGCAAACUCGAGAAAGCUCCUUUAGUGGCAGAGUGGGAAUCGCUGGGUGAUGCCUGGGCAUCCAAAUAAUGCUUGUAUAAUUGUGACGCGGUGAAACAAGCGGUGCUAGUAAUGCUCCUUCGAAUCU
Messenger RNA from Selaginella moellendorffii, 1189 nucleotides. RefSeq lists its product as uncharacterized. The transcript is spliced from 5 exons. Lineage: Eukaryota; Viridiplantae; Streptophyta; Lycopodiopsida; Selaginellales; Selaginellaceae. The coding region runs from base 3 to 833 and encodes 276 amino acids. The record is from RefSeq and is a predicted model, not a curated record.